Molecule: messenger RNA, 231 nt
Organism: Acanthamoeba castellanii str. Neff
Lineage: Eukaryota; Discosea; Longamoebia; Acanthamoebidae
Product: small nuclear ribonucleoprotein G, putative
Exons: 1
Coding region: 1-231 (76 amino acids)
Biological process (GO): mRNA splicing, via spliceosome; spliceosomal snRNP assembly
Cellular component (GO): U4 snRNP; precatalytic spliceosome; spliceosomal tri-snRNP complex
Molecular function (GO): RNA binding
Source: RefSeq, a predicted model, not a curated record
AUGAGCAAGGCUGUCGGUCCCGAUCUGAGGCGCUACAUGGACAAGAAGCUUGCCAUCAGGCUCAACGCGAAUCGACGAGUGUCGGGCAUUCUUCGCGGCUUCGACCAAUUUAUGAAUCUGGUCCUGGAGGACACCGUGGAGGAGGUCUCGAGCACCGAGAAGAACGAGCUCGGCAUGGUGGUGAUCCGAGGGAACAGCGUGAUUCUUAUCGAGCCACUCGAGAGGGCGUGA